Molecule: messenger RNA, 6059 nt
Organism: Mya arenaria
Lineage: Eukaryota; Metazoa; Mollusca; Bivalvia; Myida; Myidae
Exons: 20
Coding region: 101-3766 (1221 amino acids)
Source: RefSeq, a predicted model, not a curated record
UCAAAGUGAUCUGCCGAAAACCAAACCCGCGGAAAUGGAAGAUUGUUUUGAUUUUGACAUAUAUUUUCCUUAAACACCAAUCUAAAGGCCAAACCACAAGAUGACUGGUAGACAUUUCAACAGCAGAUUUGAUCAGCUAGUCAGGGAAAGCCCUAUGCCUCAGAUGUACAAUCACAGUAUGAAUGCAUCCAUGUUUUCCAACAAUGGUUUUGACAGCUUGCGGUCCAAUCCGAUGUCCGUUUCUGCUCUUCCAAUGGUUUCAUCAGUUCGUCACCAGUUUGAUCCAUUCAGGUCACCACAGAUGCUUAUGAGGGGACAGCCAACGAUGGAAAAUGUUAGUAUUUCCACCAUUUUCAACAGUUUGAAGAACCCUCAACCUAGAAAUGUUGGACGCCAUUUGGAAGAUGAAGAAAAUAACCCAAAUAUUCAUGCUGGACACACAUUCGGCACGAAAGCUAACUCCAAGAAAUCGACAAAUAAUGCUGUUUUUAACGCUAUCAGAAAUACUAACAGAAAUACUAUUUUAAUGCCGGGAAGAUCUUCAACACAAACAUAUACUCAGGUCUUAGAAUGCAAUCAGCAGAGACAACAAAGACAUGGAACAUUAGGUAAUCCGACCGAAGAACUGAUUGGAGAUGAGGACAUGGAUAGUCUGGACAACAUGAGUUAUUCAGAGGAAUCUAUUACAACUGCUGAUUGUGUAAAUGAAGACCUGACAUCUGCAGCCUCCGAGGUUGAAGCGUGUGCGUUGUUCAACUGGAUCAUAAAGGUGGUUCCCGGCAUGCACUCCAUAUGUGUCGAGGGCAAGAAGAACUUAUCUGAUGUGAAUUACUGGCACAGUGGUAUGGUGGUAAAACGGCUCGGCGAGAAGGUGGUGGCGACACAUUCCGGGGCUGUGUACCGGCUGGUGGGAAACAUUGAUGUCAUGGAUGCUUUGUCUGCAGGGUUUCCGAAGCGUGUGGUUGAGGCUUUCUGGGUUGGAUUUCCUGAGGACUGGGAGAGAGUGAUAGCUGCGUACUUCAAUAAUGAGUACUUAAAUAGGUCAGCAGAAGAAACAGGAUCUGAUGAUGACAUUGCUACAUUAGAAGAGACUGAUGUUACCAAGGAAACAACGUUGGAUCAACAUGACAUUGAAGUCACUGAAGUUGAAGAUUCAGAUGAUGGUAAUGAUGAGGCAAAGAAGGGGAAAAACAAUCCAAAACAGAAGAAGCAGAGGCGAUCAUCAACAGUGAGAAAAGUGAAAAGUCGAGCCGCGGUCAGACCUAAGGUGAGGGAGAAGGAGAAAGAGGAUGUCUUGGAAAGCUGGACGAUUAAAGUGAUGCCUUCUGGGCAAGGGAUUCAGAUACUUGGAACAAGAUCGAAUGGGCGUGUCUGGCACAGUACAGCCAUCGAAGAACGGCUGGAUCGAAAUCGCCUAAAGUCAUCAUCUGGGUCUGUUUACAAGCUUAAAGGGCACAUGGAUAAACUUCUGGCAAUUGAUACAGGUCUACCAGAAAUAGUUAUCAGCAAGUUCAAACAUGGAUUUCCUAAGGAAUGGCUUGAGUUAGUUCAGGAACAUCUACUUGAACAACCAAAAGUGAAAAAUCAAAGACUGAGAACUCCUAAAGACUGUAAACCCACAAAACAGCAGUCUAAGACUGUACCAAGGAAUGCUGUGAAACAUGAGGCUACAUUACAAAAAGAGUCUAAAAUUAUUAAGUCAGAGCAGAAUAGAAAGCCUAGUAAAACAAACAGCUCUCUGAAGAGAACCUCUGAAAGACUGAAUCAUAGUGAUACAAACAUUAUUAUUAAGAAAACCUCUGACAGACUGAAUCAGUCUUCACCGUCAAUACAGAGAAAACUCAACACAUCAGCAUGUUCUGAGAGGUUGGCUCCAAGUAGAAUGGUUGUGACUCCGACGGGCAUGUCUGUAGAUGUUGAAACCCUGGGUCGAUCACGUAGUGGUCGUCUCGUCAAACCGCCAUUGCAAUGGUGGGCAGGCCAACAGCUAGUCAGGGAAGGGGAGACAUUCCGAGUUGUGGUGCCUACCCUAGGUUCUUCUCAGUAUGUGCAGCAGUUUGAGGACAAUUUCAGGAACUGCAAAAUGCGAGGACAAGGAGGCAGUAAGAAGAAAAAGAAUGAUUCGUUAAACACUAGCCAGUCAUCUGUGAAUACCACACAAUCCUCAGGAAUUGUAGAUGGAAACCAAGGGGGUAAAAGGGGCAGCUCAUCAAGGAGUGUGAAAGAUGGUCAGGGAUGUAAGGAGAAAAUUUCACAAAACGACCUUGAGGUUAGGAUAAUUUUUAAACAGAAAACACAGCAGCAUGAAGUAAGUGAUAAGAAUUCACACAAAAACACUGGUGGUGGUAAGAACUGUGGCAGUGCUUCAGAGAUGUAUGAACUUGAUGGAUCGGUUGAUGGUGGUAGAACGAGGAACAGGAGAAGUGCCAGCAGAAAAGGUUCAAAGGUCGUGAAAGAAGUUGUAGAUCAGGACAACGUUGUCUCUUCAAGCACAAAUGAACAAAAUAUGGACUGUGAUAGUUCUGUUGAAAUGGAAAAUGGGAAACGGAAGGCGAGAGAGAUCAUAACAAAACGAGCUUCUUUGAGUCGGACAAGAAAUGGACAACAGGUGUUGGAAGAAAACCAGUCAAGUAUGAGUGACAGGACAUUGAGAAGUAGAAACUCAGUGCAUGAGGUUGAUAGUGAUAGUGAAGGGGACUCAACGUUAGAGAAGGCUGAAGUAAAAACUAAACAGCCGGAAAAGAGGAAUACAAGUAGUAGGUCAUUAAGGGAAGAGGUGCUUACAAAAACUUCACUGCGGAAUAGGAAAAAAAUGCCCGUGAUAAUUGAAAGUGAUAGUGAUACAUCAAUUGAUAUGGAGUCAAGAGAACAGGAAGAGAGAAGAAAACCAGGAAAGAAGCUAGAACAGGGCUCUAGCAAAGGCAAAAAGAGAAAGGGGGGUGUAAGAAUCUCAGAAAAUGUUGUUGAAGAAGAGGAGGUUGACAUGGAGGUCAGAUGGACGGAGGAAGAGACAAACAAGCUUGAAGAUGCUUGCAAAAUCAACAACCCAGCCCAUCCGAUGUACUGGUUACGUGUAGCAGAGGCUGUCGGAACUAAAACCGCAGAAGAAUGUUCUGAAAGGUUCUUCCGGGAUAGUCACACAGCACGGACAAGAUCGGAGAAGAAAAAACCUGUCAAGGAGAAACCCAAAGUGACAAGUCUAACAGCUAACAAGGGGACAUUAAAGAGAAAGCAGCAGCUCCGCGACAUGCUUGAUCAGGGAAACCAGGAUUAUGAAGAUGAUCUCUUUGAGUCAACACCUUUCAAGGCUAAGAAGCGAAAGGCAGCAACCUUUGGACUUGAUGAUGAGGAUGAUGAGGCUAUUUAUGAAGAACUUGCUCGUAAACAAGGCAAGAGUCGCUUCGAGACACCGAAAGGUGACUUUAGCGUGGGAUACAUCAAACCCAUGGCUGCGUCCAGCAAGAAAACCCCAUUAUCUAGAGUUGAUGAAGACAUGUUUACACAAAAGAGAGACCUUGAUGGCUAUGUACACAGGAUCAUGAAGCGUAGGAUGGUUAACAAGAAGAAAAAAGUGGUAUCGAAACAUGACACUCCUAAGCCACCAAAACCGGCAGUUGUGGUCCAGGAUGAUGCAGAUCCAAGAAUCAUUCAGAAACUGUUCAAGGACAUUAUGAAAGAAACUAAUACUGAUAAGGAGAAUCACGAAGACUCGGAGCAUGAAGAGGAUUACUACUGGGACGAAAAUAUCGCCGAAAAUAGUUCGUGAAAAUUUGAGUUGUGACGAGAAUAACACAGGAUUAGGUCAUGAACAUUUGAACUGGGACAAUAAAAUCACACAAAAAGUUGGAGAAAAUAUGAAAUGUGAUGAGAAUAUCGCGGGAAUAGUUCAUUGUGAAAAUUUGAACUGGGACAAAAAUAUUACAAAAAUAGUUCAUGAACAAUCAAACUGGGACGAGAGAAUAUCGCAGAAAUAGUUCAUGAAAAAUUGAAAGAUAUUAAUGAUCUCAGAGAUGUUUUGCGUCAAUUUGAACAGGAACAACAAUAGUUCUUAGAAAUUUAUAAGGGACGAAAAUAUUGUCAAAAAUAGUUACUGAUUUCAACUAGCUUGGACAAAAUAUUGUCAAACAGUUUUGAAAAUCAAAACUGAGAAGAAUUAAAAGACUGAUAGAUAUUUUCUCCAAAAUUUGGACUGGGAUAGAAUUAUUGGUGAAAAUAUUUUUUGAUGAAAACAUAGAUGAAACAUACUUCCUGAACUAAGAACUGUCAGAUGUAAUUGUUUUAUGAAAUUAAGAAUAGAAAAAAAGUGUUUAGCAGUUGAAGAACUUGUUAUACAGAAUAGAAAUGAGAUGGAAAAAAAUGUUGAUUAUGGCAGGGAUAUCCCCCAACAUCGUUCAGUUACAAAUAUGCAAACCAUUGCACAGCCACAGACUAUUGCACAGUUUUAAUAGCUAGUAUCUUUUAGUAUCACCGAUGCUUGCUUGUAAAGAAAACUAUCAUUUUAUGUGAAAAUCAAGACAUAAUUGUACAAAUGCAAUUUCUGUUUUUGAUGUUUACGGAAUCAUGUUUGUUAUGUUCGAAUGGUCACAUUACUUUCAAGAGUAGGUCAUUAUAAAGCAAUCCAUGAUUGCAUGUGUAAUUUUCAAUGUAAUGAAAGAAUACUGCGACGUUUGAAUAAUGUUGUGGAGUGGUUUAUUUUAAUUACAAUGCAAAAGCUUCACCAUCAUUGGUUAACAUAAAUGGUGGUGAUAUAUAGAUGCAACUUAUUUAUUGUAACCUUGUCCUCAUAUAAUGCUUUGCACCCUGACUUUAAAAAAGAAAAAAAAAAACAGCAUGAUAUAUACCGGUAAUAAGAGACUAAAAAUUUGUCGCGGAGACUCAAGGUAUUUAAAUACAGUCAUUUGUACUUUAGUAUGUGUCAAUUGUUGAAGCUAUUAUAUUAUCACUUAUCUGCUUAUAAAAAAGAAAAUGUCAGGAUAGAUCUAUUGUUUAGCGCUUUUGUCAUUGUUGCGGACGGAGUCGUGAAAUAUUUUUUUAAAUUUUAGUCAAAACUCAAAAUACCAUUUCAAGAUAUUCAUAUGAAUCGUUAAACACAUAUUGCCAAUAACAAUAUACAUUUACAUGUAUAACAAGGCAAAUUUUAAUAUAAUAUUUUAGUUAUGCCCCUUGGCCAACUGCAAAGAACAGAUGAGUGGCCGCUUAUGGUGCUCUGUUUACUGUAAUUGCUUUAUUGUUAACAAUGCAGUAUCGUUUUAUAUGAAAAUAAAUUUUAUAAAAAGCUGUUAGUAGUUCACGCUUAAUAUGCACAUUCUAAAUAGUGUGCAAGUUUUCAACCUGCAUGAACUAGAUGUUUCAGAGAAAAUUGAAUGUCAAUUUAGAGUCAAUCCUCUAAAUUGUGUUGCCUCUAGAGAGAUAGCAAGAUGCUUCUCUUUCAUUUGACCAACAGGCAUUAAAGGGAAAUCAUCCAUUUUGUUUAUCUUUGCCUGGAUGUUACAUUGUAUAAAGAUGAACAUUGUUCUCCAAGAACAUUUUGAACAUGAUGGCUUACCAUAGUAUCUAGUAUGUUAUUAUUGAGAUAGUACUCCUCUGACAUAACUAGAAUUCAUGGAGUCGGAUGUUAUGCUUGUCAAAAUUAAAGGUCACCUUGACCUUUUACUGACUCCAAUGUGCAUAACAGGUUGAAAGCCUAUGACAAGUAAUUUAAAAGUUAUUGAUCUGUAAGCGUAGCCCUGGCCAUGAAUCUUUGAAUAUAUGUCUGGAGUGUUCAAUCUUGUGUUCAUCAUGAUGUGGUGAACAUUUGUGCACAGCUGUUUCAAAAUCCUUAUUGAAGAGAUAACAAAAUCUGACCUUUGACCCCUUAUCUGUUACUUGUCCUUGAAGGCAUAUAAAUAGAGCCUCUGCAUAAUUAAUUCCGUAAAUAUUUGUGCCAAUUUUAUUAAAAUCCUUCCACAAGUUAUGGAGUGGAUACUAACAAAUGGCUUUCUAACCUAUGACCUCCUUCACCUGAAAGGUUACCCAUCUUGAAUGUUCUCUCUACAUGCUUUAAUAUGUGAUAGACAUUA